Molecule: messenger RNA, 2055 nt
Organism: Physeter macrocephalus (sperm whale)
Lineage: Eukaryota; Metazoa; Chordata; Mammalia; Artiodactyla; Physeteridae
Gene: SIAE
Product: sialic acid acetylesterase
Exons: 10
Coding region: 163-1644 (493 amino acids)
Biological process (GO): carbohydrate metabolic process
Molecular function (GO): sialate O-acetylesterase activity
Source: RefSeq, a predicted model, not a curated record
GGUGAGGCGGCCGGGCUCGGCCCGACCCCUGCCCGUCCGUCAGCCUGCGCGGGCUCCGAGAUCCCGCGUCCUCCGCAGGACCGCCCCCCGCGCCCUUCUCUCGUGCUCCAGGAAGGAACCCCGGAUGUUGGUUUUCGCUUUGCUUCCUACAUCGAUAAUUACAUGGUGCUGCAGAAGGAGCCUGCAGGGGCAGUGAUUUGGGGCUAUGGAGUAUCCGGAGCCACAGUGACAGUGACUCUGUGCCAAGAUCAGGAAACCAUCAUGAAGAAAGUGACCAGUGUGAAAGCACACUCUAAUAGCUGGAUGGUGGUACUGGAUCCUGUGAAGGCUGGUGGACCUUAUGAAGUGAUGGCACAGCAGAUUCUUGGGAGGAAGAACUUCACCCUGAGAAUUCAUGAUGUCUUAUUUGGAGAUGUCUGGCUUUGCAGUGGGCAAAGUAACAUGCAAAUGACUGUUUCACAGAUAUUUAAUGCCACAAGCGAGCUGUCGAACACAGCUGCCUAUCAGUCUGUCCGCAUCCUCUCCGUGUCUCUCAGCCAGGCUCAGCAGGAGCUGGAGGACCUCGCCAAGGUUGAUUUGCAAUGGUCCAAGCCCACCUUGGAAAACUUGGGCCAUGGCAAUUUCACGUACAUGUCAGCGGUGUGCUGGCUCUUUGGGCGUUACCUGCAUGACACUCUGCGGUAUCCCGUGGGGCUGCUCUCCUCCUCGUGGGCCGGGACGCCCAUUGAAGCCUGGUCGUCUGGAAGGUCACUGAAAGCCUGUGGGGUCCCGAGGCAAGGGUUCAUGCCAUCUGAUCUUGAAACUGGUCCCAGUGAAUGCUCUGUUCUCUGGAACGCCAUGAUCCAUCCGCUCCGUAAUAUGACUCUGAAAGGGGUGAUAUGGUACCAGGGGGAGUCCAAUGUAAACUUUAACAGGGACCUGUACAAUUGUACGUUCCCGGCACUCGUUGAAGACUGGCGCCAGACCUUCCACGAUGGCUCCCAGGGGCAGACAGAGCGCUUCUUCCCAUUUGGAUUUGUCCAGGAAAAACAGGAAUUUCAUGCGAGUGUGGAGUCUGCUGGUGCCCCCAUGAGGCCAGUGUGUAGUAGUGCAGCCGAUGAAAUGGAGAAUUACUGCAGGAAUUCUCAGCAAACUGCCAUUUUGAGACAACUUCCUAGGCUUGAGUGGAUGUUGGUAGCAUUUCUCCCUCAGCGCUUCAGCACACACCCUCGAGAUAAGCAGACGGUGGCCUACAGGCUGCACCUGGGGGCCCGUGCCGUGGCCUAUGGGGCGAAGUUGACCUUUCAAGGACCACUGCCUCAGAAGAUAGAACUCCUGGGCAACAUGGGGCUGCUCAACCUCACAUAUUCCCAGCCAAUCCAGGUGCAGAGGCACAACAACAAGAUAUUUGAGAUCUCCUGUUGCAGUGACCAUCAGUGCAAGUGGCUUCCAGCUCCCAUGGACACUUUCUCCACCCAGACGCUGGCCCUGAAUGUCAAGUCUUGUCAUGACAGCCUGGUUGCCGUUCGCUAUGCGUGGACCACAUGGCCUUGUGAAUAUAAGCAGUGUCCCCUGUACCACCCCACCAGUGCCCUGCCAGCUCCUCCCUUCACUGCUUUCAUUACAAACCAGAUUCCUGGGUAUCGCAGCAAGGUUGCUAAAUGAUUUCAUUGCGGUAUGAUCGCAUCUUAGACAUAAGUGUGGCUCCUUUAGAUCUGGGCAUUUAGGAGUUUAAAUGACAGCUAUUGCUUUUUAAUGGAAGUGAAUAGAACUGCCUCAUUGACAGAGCCUGGCUAGCACAUGGCUGUUUCCAUAUUCUGAGAUGCCAGAGCUGGUAGGCAAAUGAAACCCUUGUCUUUUGUCUUCCAGUUGGGCCAGGUAUCUGUAUUAGACUAAUUCCAAACUACAAACAACUUGAAUCUCAAUGUCAUUCACUUCCCUUAUUACUGGGAGUGAAAUGUCUUUAACACUUUUGUCCCCUUACCUCCAGACCGUGGAAACUCAGGGUUGGAAGAGAUUUUAAGGCCACGCAGGCCGGCUAGCAUUUUUUUCGCCAUAAAGUAUGAGAGGUGGUUA